AUGCCUCGCUUCCAGGUGGGAUGGACGCGGUACAUUCCCUUUCUCGGGUACCACCACGUCCUCAUGAUCCUCAUCGCCAUCUCCAUCAUCCUGCUCUCGCUGCUCCUCGCCGGCUGCUCCUCGUCGUCGCCCCUCAUCCCCGACAUCUUCCUCCUCUCGCUCUACUACAAGAGCUACGAGGCGACGCCCGACACGGCGCAGGUCUACUACAACGUGCACUCGGCGCUCGCCAACAUUGCCGGCGGCGCGCAGCUGCAGGCCCGCGUUGGGUACUUUGGCAUCUGCGUCAACCCCGACGGCGGGUCCUGGCUGUGCAGCAACAACGCGACGGCGCUGGCGAAGGAGGUCAGCCAGGACCAGGAUCCGCUGAAUCUGAUUUGGCUGGCGGCGCAGUUUAAAGACAUGAUUGUCUUUCCCUAUCUAAUAAUCAUUGCCAUCAUCUUUGCCUUUCUCUGCGUCCUCCUCCUCGCCACCUUUCCCUCGUGGUACGAGGAGGAAGAUUCCGAGGGCUCCGACCGCGUCGUCCGCGCCAUACCCUCGCGCGCCGUCUCCCAGGUCUCCCUCGCCAUCAUCUUCAUCGCCAGCAUCUUUGUGCUCGUCUCGGUGCUGUGGCAGCACACGGCGUCGGUCGCCGCCUCGGUCAUUGCCCAGGACUUUGCCAACGGCGUCGUCAAGUCGGGCGUCGGCACGUCGGCCAUGGUGCUCGGCUGGUUCUCGUUUGCGCUGCUCAUCAUUGUCACGAUUGGUCUCAUUGUCACGAUAUUAACGAUUAGUGUGGUGCAUCAGCUGGUGUAA
Messenger RNA from Akanthomyces muscarius, 795 nucleotides. RefSeq lists its product as uncharacterized. Gene Ontology annotation, biological process: conjugation with cellular fusion. The coding region runs from base 1 to 795 and encodes 264 amino acids. NCBI's taxonomy places the organism in Eukaryota, Fungi, Ascomycota, Sordariomycetes, Hypocreales, Cordycipitaceae. Gene Ontology annotation, cellular component: membrane; mating projection tip. The record is from RefSeq and is a predicted model, not a curated record. The transcript has 2 exons.